AUGGCGCGCAUUUUCCUUCCCGUCAUGCUUUCACUCUUUGCUGGCAGCGUUUUUGCCGCUCCUGCCCUCGUCACAGGAGCAGCACUUCCUCCCAAUAUUGCUGAUCAAGCCGGCGGCGGCCUUCCCAAUGCCCCCGGCGAGCCCAAAGUGUCUCAAACUGGCCUGGACAACUUUCAAGUGGCCAACUUUCUGGAGAAUCUGGAGUCUGCUUUCUUCCAGGAGGGGUUGAUGAAUUAUACAUGGUGGGGAACCGGUGGCCAAACGAACGGCGUAAGCAAUCUUGAAGUGGUCUCACACAUUGCUGCGCAGGAGGAGGUGCAUGUGGCGGCGAUCGUCGACUUGCUAAAAGCGAAUGGCGUCCGAGACGUUGCUCCAUGCAAGUACAGCUUUCCUGUUACGGAUGAGAAGAGCUUCCUUGCCCUCGGCAAUAUCAUCACGACCGUUGGCAUUGGUGCUUUGAUCGGCCUACAGCGUGUCCUGGCGGACACCGACCCAGGUUUGGAGCCUAUCGUCGGAUCUAUCCUCCCGGUCGAAUCUCGACACGACGCCUUCUUCCGAAUGACAGCACACGAGAUUCCCAAUCCUACAACCUUUGAAACUCGGAUCAGCGGCGCGUGGGCCUACAAUCUGGCAUUGGACUUCACAGUUGGGGGCUCAUGCUCGAACCUCCCGCCUUCAAUCACGUCCUUGCCAAUCUUCCCUGACUUGGGCAUUGUCGGUUAUGGUUCCCCUUCGUUCGCUACGCCGAAUGCUCCGGGGAAAUUGAUUUUCAAGAUUGGCCAGGAGAAGAUGUUACCUGCAGGCUGGAAUGUGCAACCACUCUGGAUUGCGUGGGUCAACCAAGACAAUCUCCCGGCAUACACUCCGGUGACAAUAAAUGGCAAUGGGGAGCUGCAUGCUGAUGUUCAGCCGGGGAUGUUUGGUGUUGCAUUCGCAGCCCUAACCAACCAAAACACGGCAACAAAUGUUGACGAUCUCACCAAGGCGACCCUGGCGGGACCUAUACCUAUUCCUCUCACUUAG
Messenger RNA from Capronia epimyces CBS 606.96, 1023 nucleotides. RefSeq lists its product as uncharacterized. The transcript has a single exon. The coding region runs from base 1 to 1023 and encodes 340 amino acids. The record is from RefSeq and is a predicted model, not a curated record. NCBI's taxonomy places the organism in Eukaryota, Fungi, Ascomycota, Eurotiomycetes, Chaetothyriales, Herpotrichiellaceae.